ACAGGGGGAGCAUGCGAGCCCGCCAGACCUAUAUAAACAGACGUUGCUUCUCAAACACCACUUGCUGCCCAGUCUUGCUACUUACUACUACUGCUACGACAACUACUACUACUACUACUACUUCCGGUACUACUACUUCUACUACUACUGCUGGUGUUUUUUCGAGAACGAGACAUGAGGAUCACCAUGAGGCUAACACGGGUGCUGACGCUGCUGAUGGUGCUGGCGGUGGUGAUGAUGAUGGUGCUGGACGCCGCGGAGGCCGACAGGGAAAACAGAAGAAGAGCAGGAGGAGGAGGAGGAGGAGGUGGGAGUGGACAAGGGAGACGAGGUGGCAGAGGCGGCGGAGGAGGAAGAGGGAGACGCCUACCCCUUCGAGGACUGGAAAAGUGCCUGUGUGGGAGGGAUCCAGAGACGCCAGACUGCACCAACUGCUUUGAUCGACUCAGGAACAACACGAUUACGGAUUGGGCCAACUUCGGCGAGUGUUUGAACAAUGCCCAGGCACCAGUACCAACGCCGGGAUUCAACUCCACGUGUGUCCCUUCAGGCUCACCCAGAAGACAUCGCUGAAGCUAAGGACGACUCAACACCACUAACACCACCACCACCACCACCACUUACUCCAAACUUCACCAUCACCAAACAACCUCGACGUCUCCACUUACAACCUUCAAUUAUAACAUCUCCACCACUCUAACUGCAAUAUUAUUUAACUAAGCUGCUACACACACACACACACACACACACACACACACACACACACACACACACACACACACACACACACACACACAAACACUGUUAAUUAUUCUAAUGUGUCUGUUUAUUUUGUAUAUAUAAAUAUUUGUCAAACAUAUCUGACGGUAGAUUUUCGUUUUCCUUAAUUCUCAGUGUUCCUUCGUAUUAUAAUCUUCGUAAACUCUUGUCCGCCUCUCUUACAUACAUUUGCUCAGUAACAGGACAUUGAGACCACACCAACCCCAGCACUGAGCCUUUCUUUCAUCAUCUCUGCAUAGCAUUCUCUUGCAGUCUUCGUCUCUCAUACUGAAUUCAUGCCAUACUUAAAUGUGUUUGUUUUAAUUUUAUAAGCUUCAAGUCGCCUCAUAUUUUCAUCCCAUUCAUAAAUUCACUGCAAGAUACGUCACUCAUUCAUCUUUCCACCCAUGCACUCUUCCAUUCAUUCCUCCUACCCAUCUCUCUCUCUCUCUCUCUCUCUCUCUCUCUCUCUCUCUCUCUCUCUCUCUCUCUCUCUCUGAUCACUCUCUCUCUCUUAAGCUGAUUUAGUGUUACUUUGGUUGUUACCUCUGACGUAUUAAAACUCUCCAGUCCUGUGAAGCAUCUAUACGUUAAUAAAUCUGCCAUAAAAGAAAACAGGCUUGUAGCAGUUUUCUGUGGCUUGUCGUCAUCAUAAAAUUGUUGUGAAUAAAUAAUCUGCUUAUGCUGAAACCUGGGAGAAUGAGGAGAGGUGAGUGUUGUGUGGCUGUAACCUUCACGAGCUGUGUUUAUCUAUCUAUCAAUCUAUCUACUUUAAUGUAUAGGGAGAUGGUUAGAACAGAAGGAUAUAUUAAUUGAUAGAUGAACACACACACACACACACACACACACACACACACACAGAGAGAGAGAGAGAGAGAGAGAGAGAGAGAGAGAGAGAGAGAGAGAGAGAGAGAGAGAGAGAGAGAGAGAGAGAGAGAGAGAGAGACUGUCCCGGAUCCAGUGCCCCCCGUUUGGCUUUUACCCAAGUCCGGCACAAGUCUUUGGCUCUUAACUACCCUCUUACGGAUUCUAUUAAUUUUUCUCUUCUUAUAUCUCUAGCUUCCUCUUGGGGCUAUCUGUUUCCACUGUGGUGGGCGGUCGCUGUUGUACUUCAAAACUAAUAAAAAAAUUCUGUUGA
Messenger RNA from Eriocheir sinensis (Chinese mitten crab), 1897 nucleotides. RefSeq lists its product as uncharacterized. Lineage: Eukaryota; Metazoa; Arthropoda; Malacostraca; Decapoda; Varunidae. The record is from RefSeq and is a predicted model, not a curated record. The transcript has 5 exons. The coding region runs from base 175 to 573 and encodes 132 amino acids.